CAUGCGGACAAUAAGCAUUUUAGCUGCAUUUGCUUAGGUAGCGGCAGCGGUGUGGUGGUGGCAGCCGCUCCAGCUAACCUGUUAACGUCAUACUAACGCUGUUUGGCACUAUGGACCCUCUUGAAGAGUACCACUCCCCGUUCGACUUCGAACAAGGAGUCAACACCAGCUACCUCUACCUCUCCCCCGCCUAUGGCGACACGCCACCCGACUCUCCGGCUGUCAAGAACAGAGGUUCCCAGCAGCACCCAGAUGCCACCCCAGAGCAGGGGGAGGACAUGGCGUCGACGCUCGACCAGUCUUUCUCCUCCGUCCCCACACUGACGGACGAGGAGCGGGAGGAGCUGCAGGAGGAGCUGGCCAGGGUGGAAAAUGAGAUCCAGACUCUGUCCCAGGUUCUCACCGCCAAAGAGAAGCAGCUGGCAGACAUCAAGAGGAAGUUGGGCAUCACGCCGCUCAACGAGCUGAAGCAGAACAUCAGCAAAGGCUGGCAGGAAGUCACCACCUCCAACGUCUAUAAGAAGACAUCGGAGACGUUCUCCCAGGCGAGUCAGAAGGCCACGGCGGCGUUCUCCAGUAUGGGCUCAGCCAUCAGCCGCAAAUUGGAGGACGUCAGGUUGCAGUCAGUUUCCAACACGUUUGGGAACACGCCCUCGUUCAAGACGUUUGAAGAGAAAGUGGAGACCUUCAAGACCAAGAUGAGUCCGUCGGCGUCCUACAGCACCCCCGUCGACCAGUUCAGCAGUAAUGCAGAUCCCGAGUCUAACCACAGCCAGCCCGAUGACGUGCCCAUCCAGGAGGCGCCUACUCACUGAGACCCCCCUCCCCUUCCCCCUCCCCCCAUCCCCCCGUUGACCUUUCAACCCCUACACUGGGAGGCUUUCCCCCCUUUUCAACCUUUCAUCUUUCCCUCCCAGCCUUCCUGUGACCCAGUUGUCCGGUCCUUUUCGUGGGAGGCGUGCGCUCGCUGGUUCACUGCCGCCACCGCAGAAUUGAGGCCACGAGGCGCUCGUGAGCGUGCGGUCUCAUGGCAACCAUCCGAGUUUGUCUCCGCCGGUGGACGAGGGAGCGGUGCCGACGUGGGUGAAACGAUAGGGAAUUCUGGAUGCAAAGGCUUCUGCCCAUCCUCCGACCGUCCCUUUUAAACUACUCCUCCUCUUUCCAUUCCCCCCUCCUCUUCCUCUGCCUCUUCUUCUUCUUCUUCACUAUCAAACCAGCAGGACGCUGUGCAAGUUGAUGCCAAAAAUGUGUUGUUGUUGUUGUUGUUGUUGUUGUCCCCCCUCCUUGUUUAAAGUUGGACCAUCAUUGGCUGUGUUACAUUUGGAAGCUUUGAGUGUGUGUGUCUGCAUAUUGGCCAGCGCCGUGGGGGUUUGCACUAACGGGCAAGGCUUUACACUUGUGCGUGUGUGUGUGUGUGUGUGCGUGUGUGUGUGUGUGAGAAUCUGUUGGUUUCUGGCCGUUUCCUUUCCACCGGCCCUUUUCAUUACACAUUGGAUUUGUUGCCUCGGUGUCGCCGUUCCGUUUCGAUUAUACUCCUGGUCCGUUAUGGGGGAACCGUUUUAUAGCCCAUCUGAUUUCGCCCCCUCCAUAUUCUUCAGUCCCAUCCACCCAGAAUCCCGCCGUAAUGUGUGGUAGCCUAACACUGUUUUGUGUGACUGUAUGUCUUCGUUUCCAAGUUAUAUGCCAUUUUGUACAGCGCUUUUCUUUUCUUUUUGUGGACCCCUCUGUGCGGAGGGAAAGGUACAUGUCAGCCCGACUAUUUUAACUCCAUUGUGAAUUCGGUGCUACAGCGGCGGCCACUAACUCCAGCGCUAGCUCCUCCACAAUGCACCUUUAGAUACAUCUUCUUUAUUGCUCCCAUUUCUAAAUACUGGGCGAAGCGGGUCAUUGUGAGGAGACGGCUUUAGGGAGACGGAGACGGAUCACCAGGAAGGCAAACCAUACCGUUUGGGGUGGGGGGAGGUGGGGGGGGGUGUUUACAAUUGUGUGUUUAUUGACAUUGGAGCGAACGGUCGUCCAUUGUCUCUGCUUGGUUAGUAAACUCGGCCACCACCUUUAAACGGAAUAAAGAAAUACAAUCAAGGACACUGUAUGUUAUGUGCUGUACUUAUAAGGAAUAACUAUAUAAUUGACAUAUAACAUGUAUAUUUUCCAUCCUUGUUUAUGUGUGUGCAGUUUUUUCCUCAAGGGGGUUGUAAAAAAGAUUA
Messenger RNA from Lampris incognitus (smalleye Pacific opah), 2207 nucleotides. It is a transcript of the gene tpd52, whose product is annotated as tumor protein D52. The transcript is spliced from 7 exons. Gene Ontology annotation, cellular component: cytoplasm. The coding region runs from base 111 to 815 and encodes 234 amino acids. The record is from RefSeq and is a predicted model, not a curated record. NCBI's taxonomy places the organism in Eukaryota, Metazoa, Chordata, Actinopteri, Lampriformes, Lampridae. Gene Ontology annotation, biological process: B cell differentiation.